Molecule: messenger RNA, 1042 nt
Organism: Pistacia vera
Lineage: Eukaryota; Viridiplantae; Streptophyta; Magnoliopsida; Sapindales; Anacardiaceae
Product: PR5-like receptor kinase
Exons: 1
Coding region: 116-1042 (308 amino acids)
Biological process (GO): protein phosphorylation
Molecular function (GO): ATP binding; protein kinase activity
Source: RefSeq, a predicted model, not a curated record
UAACUACUUGGUCUUCUGGAAGAAGAAAACUAAGAAUUAUCAAAACAUUGAGGUCUUUUUGAGGAACUAUGGAGCCUUAGCUCCUAAAAGGUAUAGCUAUUUACAAAUUAAGAAGAUGACUAAUUCAUUCAAGCAUAAACUAGGUCAGGGAGGCUAUGGAGGCGUUUACAAAGGUAGCCUAUUUGAUGGUCGUACUAUAGCAGUGAAGGUCUUAAGUGAAUCGAAAGGUAAUGGGGAAGAAUUUAUCAAUGAGGUGGCUAGCAUUAGUGGGACUUCUCAUGUUAACAUAGUCACCCUUUUAGGUUUUUGUUUUGAGGGUCAUAGGAGAGCUCUUAUCUAUGAGUACAUGCCUAAUGGAUCACUUGAGAAGUUCAUAUAUGAAAAAAAUCAAUCGGACACAGAUCGUAAGUUGAAUUGGGAAACAUUGUACAAAAUUGCAGUUGGCAUAGCUCGAGGAUUAGAGUAUUUACACCGCGGUUGCAACACAAGAAUUUUGCACUUCGACAUAAAGCCUCACAACAUUCUCCUAGAUGAAGACCUUUGUCCAAAGAUCUCUGAUUUCGGUCUAGCUAAAAUUUGUCCAAAAAAAGAAAGUAUAAUAUCAAUGACAGGUGCACGAGGAACUAUUGGUUAUAUUGCUCCAGAAGUGUUUAGCAGAAACUUCGGUGAAGUCUCUCACAAGUCAGACGUUUAUAGCUAUGGAAUGAUGGUUUUAGAAAUGGUCGGAGGAAGAAAGAAUAUUGAUGGUACAGUUGAUCAUACUAGUGAAUUAUAUUUUCCACAUUGGAUUUACAACCAUCUUGAACUUGAUGAAGAAAUAGGACUGCAAGGGGUCGUAAAUGAAGAGGAUAGAGAAUAUGCAAGGAAGAUGAUAAUAAUGAGCUUGUGGUGCAUACAGACUAAGCCCUCAGAUCGGCCAACAAUCAGUAGAGCAGUGGAAAUGUUGGAAGGGAGCCUUGAUUCCUUGCAAAUCCCACCCAAACCUUUCUUUACUUCUCCAGAAUCACCCGCAAGCGAUUCUUCAGCCCCACUUGUAUGCUAG